GGUGCCUGUACCCACUCCAGAAAUUAACUUUGUGGGGGAGGCCAUAGGAACAUUUAUUGCCUGGCCUAGAGCAUUGAUCAUGUCCCACAUCGCGACUCCACAGUUCACACGUCCUCAGAAGCAGCCAAUUCAUGAUACAGUCAUACAUGAAGAUGAUGACAUGGCUGAAGCAGAGGAUGAUCCUAUAUCAAAGUUAGUGACAAAAUUACCCAGAUUGAAGAAAGCAUCAUUACAACUAUACUGGGAUUUGAGGGUAUUUGGUCUUCCCCCACAUGUGCCAGUUUAUAUCACAUUUUCUGAUGCAUUGGAGGUGAUUGAGGGAGACAGGAUGUUGAAUAUUUCCAUCAUUCAGCUGUGGUGCAUGUAAGUUAGUCAAUUUGGUCUUUGAUAUUACUUUUAUUUACAUUCUUAUAUAGUUUCUAACGACUUAACUUUGUUGUUUUAGGUACAUGGACACAAUCGUUGUAGACCAAGGUCGGUCUUCCAUGUACGGAUUUGUUGAACCUCAGACCAUUCAACCGUCUGGUAACACACUUCAAAACAGACAACAUUAUUUGCAAACAUGGAUGGAUGAGUCCAAAAGAGACAUAUACCUUGUGCCAUACAUUGACGGGUCUCACUGGCAGCUGAUGGUUAUCAUUCCCAAACAAUGUAAAAUUAUAUGGUUUUGUUCGUUGCACAGGAAGAUGAAAAAUGACUUGAGAACCAUGCUUCAAGGAGUUAUUGGUAAAUCUCGUGGUCAAUUGGUUCAAAUUUUGUAUCCAAAGUGUAACCAGCAGGUAGAUUCAUGGGAAUGUGGCUUCUAUGUGAUGUGUUGGAUUAAGACCAUCAUUCGAGCUGUCAUUACAGAUGACUGGAAUGAGCGCUUCAAGACUACAUCGCCUAUUACAGAGGACACAAUUAACCAGAUAAGGCAGGAGUGGACCGCUUAUCUUCUACAAAGAUGGAGUUAGGAAUAGUUAUAUUUCUUCUUGAUUGAACAUUGUUUGGUUUUAGUUUUAUUUUUAUGUUAAUAGUUUGGUAGUGGAUUGAACAUUAAGUAGAAUUUUGUUUAUAUAAAACGCAUAUUUAUGU
Messenger RNA from Vigna angularis (adzuki bean), 1074 nucleotides. RefSeq lists its product as uncharacterized. The record is from RefSeq and is a predicted model, not a curated record. Gene Ontology annotation, molecular function: cysteine-type peptidase activity. NCBI's taxonomy places the organism in Eukaryota, Viridiplantae, Streptophyta, Magnoliopsida, Fabales, Fabaceae. The coding region runs from base 450 to 953 and encodes 167 amino acids. Gene Ontology annotation, biological process: proteolysis. The transcript is spliced from 6 exons.